This is a messenger RNA of Labeo rohita (rohu), 4588 nucleotides long. Its product is annotated as E3 ubiquitin-protein ligase TRIM39. The record is from RefSeq and is a predicted model, not a curated record. Gene Ontology annotation, molecular function: zinc ion binding; protein binding. Bases 103 to 1755 code for a protein of 550 amino acids. The transcript has 7 exons. NCBI's taxonomy places the organism in Eukaryota, Metazoa, Chordata, Actinopteri, Cypriniformes, Cyprinidae.
AUUAAAACUUAAGAGAAAUGACAUUUCUUUAUCUAUGUUUCAUGGUGUGAAAUUAAAUAUCUGUUGUGAUUUUUGUGAAUAAGCCUCAAGAAGAGAGCAACAAUGGCAGAAUCUUCACCAAAACCACCAAAACCAACUGCAGCCAGUACAGGGAGCAUGAAUCGCCCUCCAAUCACUCUGUCAGAGGAGCUCCAGUGCUCGAUCUGUCUGGAUGUGUUCACUGAUCCAGUCAGCACUCCAUGUGGACACAACUUCUGCAAGAGUUGCCUGAACCGGUGCUGGAACAACAGUCAGACCUACAACUGUCCAUUAUGUAAAGCAAGUUUCAGGAAAAGACCUGACCUCAAGUUCAACACAGCACUCAAAUCGGAUGUGCAGCUCUUUAAGGAACGGUCUGGUCAGAGUAAACCUGAGGUUCUCUGUGACAUCUGUGAUGAUAAAAAGAUGAAAGCGCUGAAGAUGUGUCUGACGUGUCAAAGCUCUUACUGUGAUACUCACCUGGAGCCUCAUCACAGAGUCCCCAAUUUAAAGAAACACAAACUGAUUGAUCCUGGGGAAAAUCUUGAGACAUAUAUCUGUCAGAAGCAUAACAAACCUCUAGAGCUGUUCUGUAGAGAUGAUAAGACAUGUGUAUGUUUGGUCUGCACUGUAACAAAUCACAGGAAUCACAACACUGUUGCUGUAGAGGAAGAGAGCGGAGAGAAAAAGCCUCAUCUGAGAAAGGUGCAGACAGAUGUGCAGCAGAUGAUCCAAGACAGAAUAAAGAGAAUUAAAGACAUCAAACACUUAGCAAAACUCAAAAAAAAGACAUCAGAGAAAGAGAUAGCUGACAUUAGUGAGCUCUUCACUGAUCUGAUCCGCUCCAUUGAGAGAUGUCAGUCUGAGCUGCUGGAGAUGAUGGAGCAGAAGAAGAAAGCAGCAAAGAAGCAGGCUACAGCACUUAUUAAAGAGCUGGAGCAGGAGAUCAUUGAGCUAGAGAGGAGAGACACUGAGCUGGAGCAGCUCUCACACACUGAGGAUCACCUGCAUCUCCUAAAGAUUUACCCAUCGCUGAUCAGACCUCCACACACCAGCAGCUGCACUGAGAUCAGUAUUAGUGACACUCAGAUGAGUGUGGAGACUCUGACCAAAGCUCUAACUCAACUACAGGAGACUCUAGAUGAGAAACUCAGCAAAACUGUCCUGAGGAGGAUACAGAAACAUGCAGUGGAUGUGACUCUGGAUCCAGAUACAGCUUAUCCAAAUCUCAUUCUGUCUGAUAAUGGAAAGCAAGUGACAAGUGAAGACAUAACGCAUAAACUCCCAAACAACCCAAAGAGGUUUGAUUAUUGUCCCUGUGUCCUGGCAAAACAGGGAUUCUGCUCAGAUAGGUUUUAUUUUGAGGUGCAGGUAAAGGGAAUGACUGAAUGGGAUUUAGGAGUGGUCAGAGAAUCCGUUAACAGGAAGGGAACGAUCACCGCAAUUCCUGAAGCUGGAUACUGGAUUGUAGUUCUGAGGAAGGGGAAUCAGUAUCUGGCUAGUGAGUCUUCCCCUGUCUCUCUGUCUCUGAGAGUGAAGCCUCAGGUUGUGGGUGUAUUUGUGGAUUAUGAGGAGGGUCUGGUCUUCUUUUAUGAUGUGGAGUCAAGAUCUCAUAUUUAUUCUUUCACUGGUCAGUCUUUCACUGAGAAACUCUACCCAUUCUUUAGCCCUUCUAAGAAAGAAAAUGGUAAAAAUUCAGCACCGCUGAUUAUCUCACAUGUCAGAUACAAUGAAUGAAUUUACUAAACGACGAAACAUGUCAUUUUUAUUUUUAGUGGUUUUCAAGCUUUUUCAAAACAAUGAUAAAAAUGAUACAAUUGUGCAAAUCAUGUAACAUUUUUCAUUGUUUUUCUGAAGCUUCAGAUAUGUUUCUCAAGAAAAAAUUCUACUUCUAUAGCUGUACAAAUUACAUGUAAAAUCUGAAUAAAAUCCUGUGUUUAUUUCUUUAACUGGAGAUGAAGGAGCCAUCACAUACAGUAAACACAAGAAGGACAUUUUAUAAACAGUAAUCACCAUAUGUAAUUUAAUAUGAAAACACAGCUCCGUGGGAUAGAAAAAAAUAUUUAUAUUUAAAACAUAAUUACUUUAAUCUAGCUUGCACUAACAGUUGUACACAGAAGCCAUACCAGGCGGAUGACGUAGGAAGUGACGAAAGCGAGAGCGCAGUGGAGAGAGAUAAACAAAGCAUCGGUCAUGAAUUAGAAGUACAAAACGAGGAUUUGUAAAGAAUGAUGUCUGAUGGAUUUCAAUAUAAACCAAGAGGAGACUGGUUUUCCUUUGCUGGUUUUUCCUUUGGAAACUUUGCUUCCUUUGCUCCUGUAAACAAAUGCUCACAGGCGCAUGCGCAAUGCCAGUGUCCUACAUCUACACCCGGAGUAUCUUCCGUGUACAACAGUUAGCGGAAGCUAGAGAGAAGUGAUUAUUACAUUUUAAAUAUGUUUCUUACAAAAAUGCAUUGAUUCGGUAUAGGAGGCCUUUAUUCAUUCCCGGAGCUGUGUGGAGCACUUUUUAUUAUGAAUGUAUGCACUAUACACCUAGGAUGCCUUGAGGGUGAGUAAAUAAUGGGCUAAUUUUCAUUUUUGGGUAAACUAACCCUUUAAAAAUGUAAUGACUCAAAAGAUUGUAUGUAUAUAUAGUUCUGCUCUAUUUAUUGUAUUGGGAAGAACAGGAUAUUCUUUCACAACUUAGGUGUUAAACAGCUGUACAAACUGACCUCACACAGACAGUUUACUGCUGGAGAACUGACACAGUACUAUGUUUUGCUACAGGAAUCUGAAAUGUAUGUAAUUGUUGCACACACAGAAGAGGCGGAGUUUUCUGGUGGCACUUACAGUCUUUUAUUAGUCACACUGAAAAAUGAAUAAACACAGGAAGAAAUUAGAAGAAAUUUCAUUGUGUUUUGAUGUGACUGGCAGUGUGACUUCUUCAUUAAUGAGUCAAACUCCUGGCGCCUCACAGUCGCCCCCCCUAGCGUCACUCGCCAGUAUAUACAGGUCUAAGUGAUUAAGUAGGCAUCAUUAAACACUAUACAAAACUUUAGUUUAUGUUAAAGCACCCGUAUACUUAAUAAAUGAUAACAAAUAAUAAUAAUAAAAAUAAAAAAAAAAUACACUGUUUGACUUUAUACCUCUACAUAAUCUUUAGAUUUAGAUACAUUCAAGGUCCCAAGAGGCUUUCUAUCUGUACCAUAUGUAUACAAAAUGAAGAUUAUUGCAUCCCACUUGGAAUAAAAUACAUGAUUUAAGUAGUAUGUCACCUGGAUUGUAUGUCAUACUUUUACAUAUUCUUUUGUUAUUUAAAAACUGCUGUUUUAAUUAGCUUAAACAAAACUGAAAAUCAUUACGAAGACUUUUGUCUCAAGAUAUAUUGAAUCAUUUUAGCGAAUCUCAUUUGCUACUUAAAUCUACAACAUUUACCAUCAAAUAUUAGAUCAAGUAAGCACAGAAUCGACUUUGUGCUGCUGCCUGUGUUUGCGUCAAGGAUCAGACAAUUUUGCACGUGUAUGUUGAAAAGCGGAUGUUUUGGAAAGUGCUAUGCCACGUUUUGCUGCCAUCUAGUGGUUUAGAGGAAAAUAAUAUCAAAGACGCCUUUUACUCCGGGGUGCGUUUAGCCCCGUUCUACCAUAUAUAUGGCAAUAAAAUAAAUAUAAUAACCAUAUUAGAAUAAUCUAAUAUUACAGUAUAUGUUACUUAUAUUAGUGCUUAAAAAAUAACCCUUUAACUGUCAAACCCAUUUUUGAACAUAGACGUGAAAGUGCACUAUUCCUAACUUAAAUUGUUAUAAUUCAUGAACAAUUACAUUUUUUAAUAUGAUUUUGAAGUACCAUUUCCAAGGUAAUGCAAUGUCAGAUUUUAAACCCUUUAACUGUCACUGUCUGCUCUGUGGUAAGUUUAUGUCAGGGUUCUGUCACUUCUGUCUAGGUUUUUUGUGGUUUUGUGACAGAGCCUUGGCACUCCCAUCAUGUCUUGUUUUCAUGUUGUUUGCAUGCCUUGUUUCUUGUUGGAGCGUCCUCUUCUGUCCAUGUGAUUUGUUUUGUGUUGUCUUGUGCUGUUGUUGCACGCAGCUCAAGUUUUUGGCUGGGUGCUUUCAUGUUAUGUUAUGUCUUGUAAUGUGUAGCACGCAGCUGGUUUUUCACUGGCUGCGUGCUUUCUUGUCAUGCAUUGUGUGAACACGCAGCUUAUGAGUUUUCUCAUUAGCUGCGUGUUUGUGUCUUGUUUUGCACAUGGCCGGUGAAUUGUUUUGCUGGCCAUGUGCUCGUGUUUUUGUUUUUGUGUGAGCACAUGGCUUUUGUCCUGUUUCCAUGUGCCAUGUGCUUUCAUGUCUAUUGUCUUGACCCACCCAUCUUGUUUCCUGAUAAUUGGUUAAUUUGCCCCACCUGUGUUUUCCUCAUUACCUGCCUCGUUUGCUCUCUAUUUAUUGUCCUUGUGUUUUCAAUCCUGUGCCAGUUCGUCAUUGUAUGUUCCCUGUUCAUGUCCCGAUCCUGUCCUGCCAAGCUGCCAGCAGUGUUUUUCCCCCAAGGGGUAGUUUUUGUUGUGGUUUUUGUUUUAUGUUUAUAUUAAUAAAAAGCCCA